Messenger RNA from Moesziomyces aphidis, 1809 nucleotides. NCBI's taxonomy places the organism in Eukaryota, Fungi, Basidiomycota, Ustilaginomycetes, Ustilaginales, Ustilaginaceae. The record is from the annotation of a GenBank genome assembly.
AUGGCGUCCACCAUGCAAAAGUCGACCAUGCUCGUCGCCUUCGUCGUCGCCGCCACCACGGCCAUCUGGACCCCUCUCGUCGCAGCCAACGCUGCGACGAUGUACUACGAUUGCUGCAAGCCAUCCGCUUCGUGGCCUGGAAAAGCGAAUCCGGUUUAUAACCCGGUUGCCGUUUGUUUCGCCGAUGGCAAGACGGUUGUGACCGGUCCUCAGCUCAACGAUGCUAAGUCGUCGGGCUGUGGCGGAGGAAACCAGUUCCAGUGCUCGUGCCAGCAGCCCUGGACUGAUCACGCCAAUCCGGAGCUGGGCUAUGCUUUUGCUGCCAUGACCACCCAGACCGAAUCCGAGAAUGCUUGCGCCUGCUAUGUGCUCGAUUUCGCCGGUGCCAAGCCGGGCAAGGUCAAGACGCUCUUCUACCAGGUGAUCAACACUGGUGCCGACGUGGGUGGUGGAGGACUCGACAUCCUCGUACCCGGCAUGGGCAUUGGUCUCAUGACCCAGGGCUGCCCUGCGCAGUUCAAGACCGACAUUUCUGUCUGGGGCAAGCAGUACGGCGGGCUUGACCAUGACGCUGCUGGAUGCCACAAGCUGCCAGCCGACCUGCAGCACGGCUGCCUGUGGCGCAUGAACGAGUGGGGUGACUCGGUCAACAUGGCCGGUCAGCCCCGCAGGGUCAAGUGCUCUCAGGCCCACAUCGACCGCACCGGUUGCCAGAGGACCGACGAGAAGAACGUGCCGUCUUUCGAGCAGGCUUUCGCCAGCAUUCGACACGGUGGAGACGCCAACGCGGCUCCCGACCGCUACAUCCCCAACGCUGCUGUUUGCGGUAUCGGUCACUCGGGCCGUCCCGUGGCUCGACGAAACUACGUCGGCGCUCACAGCAACUCGAUCAGCCGCUCAACCAGCCACGGCUCGAGCAGCCACCAGUCCAGCAGCCACCAGAACGUGGUUCAGAAGCAGACUUCUGCUGGUGAUAACACUGCAACCCCUCUGAUCGCGUCUCCUACGCCUCACCCGCUGUCCAUCCCAUCCGUUGAGCUCAAAGCUCUUCGUUCCAAAAGCGGCGGUACGGCGGCGACACAAAGCUUUCAAGGCGACACAAGCUUUGCCCUAGCCCGCAUCAUCGGCCGCAAACUCUACUCGAGGCUGAGCAGGCCGCUGCUGGGGCUUCCGCAUUUGUGCGCCCAGCGAGCGACUGAGCCUUGCCAUCAAGUCGAGAUCUACACCUCUGUGCGCAUACUCCAGUCCGGCAUCGAGUACAAAAAGGCUACUGGUGGUCGCUAUUUCUGUCCCUCUACCCUAUCAGCCCCUCUCAUCCAUCUCAGACUCCCGACUUCCUCAUCCAUUUUUGAUAUCGUAUCGACUUUUGUCUCCUCUACCAUUGCAUUGCAUUCUCAUCGCUCUGACGUUGCUAGCUGUCCAAUCAUGCCGGCCGCUUCGCAGUACCCUGCAAUUUUGGUGUCGCGAGCGCUGGCCGAGCUGGCCAUUUUCGACCGCGAAGGCUUCUUUGCACUGGUGCUGGACAUUGGCGACGUGGACGCGCUUGUUAUCCGCAUAGACCGCGUCGUGGAAGAGUUCGUCGAAGCCAAUCCCGAAGUGGCGGAGGCGCUGAUCGAGCAAGCUACCGAGAACGUCAAGACGGCAGGCGAGCCGACAGCGACGAUCACCGAGCUGCCCGAUUUGGGCGACCCUCCCUCGCCGGUGGACUCGGACAUCGACGCUAUGAUGGCAGACAUGAUGUCGCAGCUCUUCACGCGAUCCGACCAGUCCCAGCAGGAGUCAACUCAGCAGGACGGGGACAGGGCUUAG